Colletotrichum destructivum is the source of this 3081-nucleotide messenger RNA. RefSeq lists its product as uncharacterized. The coding region runs from base 1 to 3081 and encodes 1026 amino acids. The transcript has 3 exons. The record is from RefSeq and is a predicted model, not a curated record. Lineage: Eukaryota; Fungi; Ascomycota; Sordariomycetes; Glomerellales; Glomerellaceae.
AUGCGGGCUUCUCUCGUCGCCAUGGCGGCUUUGGUCGCCGGCGGCUUCGCUCAGCCGACUUGUCCUGCGGCGGCCACUACGACGGUCUUUGUCACGGUCGGCUCAGCCAACAAUGUUGAUCCCCCGGUCGUCGUCAAGACUGUCACUGCCACGGUUCUUCCCCCUGCCCAGUCUCCUUGGUCUCCUGCCUCUCCCGCUCUUCCGGCCACUCUCACUGUCACCAUCGACAGCUAUGAUCCCCCUACUGGCGGUUCCCAGUUCACUGGCCCCAAGCCUUGGGAGUCAUCCCCUGCCCAGCCCACCGCUCUCACUAUCGUCACUGUCACUGUCCCUUCUCCCGGUCUCAGCACCCCUGUUGGAAACUCUCCUGCUCCCGCUGGCAAUGGUGUCACUGGUGGCCAACAGACGCCCACUGGUGCUCUCUCUGGACCGCCUGCUUUCCCCUGGAACCCCACCAAGACUGGCACCUCCAACUGCCAGUCUGCCACCCCCAAUUCUGGUUCUGGAAGCAACACUGCUGGCGUCACGGUCAUCACCACGACUCUGUUCAGAACCAAUGCUUACCCAGGUCAAGCCACACCCUCUGUUGACAGCCUUGUUGCGUCUUUCACAGUCACGUUCCCUCAACCUGCUGCCACCGGUUCUGUUCCUGGCUCUGCCUGGACCACUGGCGCCGUCGACCCUGGCUCUGGCGAGCUCUUCACAUACACCAUCACUGCACCCGUGGCCACUGGCUCUCCCUCUAACCCCAGCAAUGGCGACUCUGUCACUUCCUUCACCACUACGCUGUACCGAACACGUGCCGGCUCUGGUCAAGGCACGCCUGUCGUCGAUGCACUUGUGACUUGCUUCACCGUCACCUUCCCGACGCCCACUGGAACCGGGCUCACCGUCACUGGUGUUCCCGCUGCUUCGACUGUUGUCCCAGGAGGUGUCCCUGGAGGCGGCGUUCCUGGUGGUUCUGUCGGCACAACGACUCGUUACAUUGCAACCGUGGUUCCUGGCCCUGACGGUUCGUUGAGCUAUUCCAUUCGCACAGUUGUUUCGACUUUCACGGUGCCCACUGCUGGCUCUUCUCCCGUUGGAUCUGUUGUGACCACCACCAUUGUCCGAGCCUCACCUUCAAACAUCCCCUCGGACGGCGUUGCAACCGUGGUCACCACGACUCUGGACGGUUCUUCUCCCAGCGCUGGCAGUGGCAACCAACCAAUGGAUCCCUCGGACCCGUCUGUUGUCGUUUUCACUCUGACAGUUCCUCGACCUUCGGACGGCGGUCCUGCCACCUACAUCACUGUGCUUCCAAGCGUCCCAGGAGGCAUUGGUUCUGGCGACGCAAGCACUCUCGCGGCUUCCACCGUUACACUCAUUCAGACGAUGCCAGCAUCUGGCUUACCACCCUUGACGCCUGGUGGUCAGAUUCCCACCUCGAUCCCUGGAAGCUACGGUGAUCCCGCUCUUCCUGGUGCAUCCGGAUUUCCCGCCUCUGGUAUCCCGGGCUCUGGCGUUCCCGGCUCUGGCGGUCCAGGCUCUGGUGGUCCAGGCUCUGGUAUUCCGGCCUCUGGUAUCCCGGGAUCUGGUCCGGGAGUGCCCAUCACGAUCACUAUUCCUUCAGGUGGCACUGAUCCAACAACUGUCAGCGGUCUCCCGGGUGGCUAUGGUGACUCAGCUCAGACUGGUGUUCCUCCUUUCGUCUCUGGUCCUACGGUCGUCGUCUGGACAGUCACCCAAGCAACUCCUGUUGCUGGUGUCCCAACAUCCAUCGCUGGCAUUCCCACAUCUCUCGUUGGCUUUCCCACGUCGGUUGUUGUUCUUCCAACAUCACUCGUAGGCUUUCCCACUUCCAUUGCUGGUCUUCCAACACCUGUCAUUGGCGGCUACGGUUCUGUUGUCAGUCCUGCAACUCUCGCCUCGUUCCCCCAGAGCACGCCUUCUGUCGUUACCCUUUGGCCAGUCGCGUCAAGUAUCAACUCUGCUCUUCCCAAUGCUGCGACCAAGACUUCCUGCUCCACCACGUUGACGACCGAGAUUGUCUCCACAGCAGCAGUGCUCACCAGUACAUUGGUCAACGUCGUCGCCGAUGCAACAACCACGUACACUUUCCCCUACGAGUCGCUUGUCACCACCGUUGGCGUCUCAACCAUCGUAGCUGCCACUGGCGCCGCGGGCACUGCCACUGCCUCCACCUUGACCGCCUCUGCCGCCGUUUCUGGGUCUGUCGUCACUUCCUCUGCCGUCGCUGUCUCCACCUGGCAGAGCGUCAUUGUUCAAAGCUCUGUCGUCCAGGUCUUCACCACCGGAGUCUUCACCAGCGUCAUCCAGUCUGGAGUCGUCCACAAGCGCUAUGUGAAUACGACCGCGACAGCUGUGAAACCAGUGCCGACACCAAUCUGCACUGGCACCACGGAGGUUGGCAACCUCAACCUGGAUUUCGACGAUGUCCCUUCCGGUCCCUUCUUCAACCCAUACCACCGUUUCUGGUUCUCCAAGGGAUUCCUCGUUGGCCCGCCACCACUGAUGCCAUUCCUUCCGUCCUCCGGCGGCCGUCUGAUUGGGUUUGUGCCUCCUGUUUUGUCGAACACUUCCGCGGACAACGCAUCUGGCGAUACGGCACAAAUUGGCAUGGGAAAGCUUGCUUCUUCUCCCUGCUUCCAGUUUGACUUCUUUGGCAUGAAUCUGGGCUGCCAUACCGACGCCGCCGUCCCGAACCAGCUUUGUGUUUUCACCUUCACGGGGUACAGGUGGGACGCCGGCAGCGCCGAGGAGAUCGCAGCCGUCAGUCAAGAUGCCUGGGUCAACGCUUGCAACAAGACUGCCGAUUGCCCUCUUACCCCCUUUUCCGCCGUGGACUUCACCGGUCUUAGCUCCAUCCUGGUCACGUUGCGUGUCGAUGGCCAGUCCCAGGUCUGGUGGGGCGAUGACCUCCGAGUCGGUUGGAGCAAGAAUGACUGCGCGACGGCGAGCUGUCGACAACAGUCCGAGCCAGAGGUCUCUCAGCGCCAAAGAGGUCCUACCUGGUACUGGACCCCGUCUGGCCUGAGAGUCUUGUCGUCUUCCAGAAUCAAUGCGCACUUUCUGAUGUGA